This is a messenger RNA of Betta splendens (Siamese fighting fish), 6198 nucleotides long. RefSeq lists its product as uncharacterized. NCBI's taxonomy places the organism in Eukaryota, Metazoa, Chordata, Actinopteri, Anabantiformes, Osphronemidae. The record is from RefSeq and is a predicted model, not a curated record. The coding region runs from base 528 to 3197 and encodes 889 amino acids. Gene Ontology annotation, biological process: DNA integration. Gene Ontology annotation, molecular function: RNA-DNA hybrid ribonuclease activity; nucleic acid binding. The transcript is spliced from 3 exons.
UGAACUGGUGAUGAAAGGCUUACUCCCUGAAGUUUUGACGCCGUGAAGCAGUCAUACAUCGGAUGGAAAGAAGAAGCACGUCUGUCUGACCUCCACAAGACACGCACGCCAUGCUUAUGACACUCUCCAGCAGAAGAAGAUGGCAAAGAAGGAAAAACAACAGAGCGAAUUGUAUCUGCCAUCCUUGGAGAUGUUCUCUGCAAUGCAUAACAACAACAGAGGAGCGGGCAGGUUUCGCGGGCGAGGACGAGGAAGAGACUUCAGACGGAAUUGGCCCAACAGAGACACAGGAGGCGCAUCUGGAGAUCCAGGAAACGCUUGCCACAUCUGCGGCGAGAUGGGACACUGGAGGAAGUACAGGUUCCACCAUCCCGGGCACUCUCGUCAGACUGACUAGAGGAGGAGCCCAGCGAAGGUUUCCGUUCACAUGAUGACGUAGACGGAGUCAUCGUCCCAUGUGACAACUCUCCAGUGAGGACUCCACUCUUCCCAGUUAAGAAAAUCAGAGACAAAGGACAGCCAACAGAAUGGAGGUUUGUCCAGGAUCUGCAAGCAGUAAAUGCGGCGGUCCAACCACGCGCGCCUACGGCACCGCCCUGCUGCAGUACGUUGACGACUUGAUGAUCUGCAGUGAGGAUCAGGAAACUUGCGCAGCAGACACGAUCAAGCUGCUGAAACACCUGCAUGCUGCUGGACACAAAGCAAGUCUGUCUAAAUUACAGUUCGUUCAGACUGAAGUUACCUUCCUAGGUCACAUCAUCACCGCUGAAGGGAAAUCCAUUUCACCUAAAAGAGCUGAAACUAUUCAGAACCUGCCUAAACCGUGCACAUACAAACAGCUUAUGUCCCUUUUAGGUAUGUGCUCUUAUUGCAGGAAUUUCAUUCCUAACUGCGCCGUCUUGGAGGCUUCGCUUAGAGCUCUGAUGCAGACGUCUUCUGCAUCCACCACCCGCCUCACGUGGACAUCUGAGGCUGAACAGGCGUUCACCGACCUCAAACUAGCUCUUCAGUCGGCUCCUACUUUGGUUCUGCCUGACCCUACGCGACCUUUCACCCAAACAGUGGAUGAGAAAUCAGGUUGUAUGACCUCUGUCCUUCUACAGGAUCACGGAGGGCGUCCACGCCCUGUAGCCUAUUUCUCUGCUAAGCUUGACCCAGUCGCUGCGGGGCUCCCACGAUGCCUCCGAGCAGUGGCUGCGGCAGAGAAAGCCGUGUUGGCAUCACGUGACAUUGUUGGCUAUUCUGAUGUCACCCUGCUGGUUCCUCAUGCCGUGUCUUUGAUCCUUUUGGAACAAAAAACAUCACAUCUUUCUACAGCCCGAUGGCUUAGAUACAACACCAUCUUACUGGAAAUGCCAAACAUCACUGUCAAAAUGUGCAAUGUGCUUAACCCAGCCACUUUGUUUCCAGGCCCUGACGAUGGUGAGCCUCACAACUGUGUUUCGGUCUUGAACCAGGUUUGCACUCCGCGCCCAGAUCUGUCGGAGGUGCCAAUUCCUAACUGUGACCUCGUACUCUUUGUUGAUGGCUCCGCCUCUAGAGACCCUGCUUUGGGCCACUGUCGGGUUGGAUAUGCAGUCUGCACCUCUCAUACUGUUUUACAGUCUGGCCCUUUGCCAGGACAUUACUCUGCUCAGGCUGCGGAGUUGAUUGCACUGACCGAAGCCUGUAAAUUGGCUGAAGGGAAGUCUGUUACUAUCUAUACAGACUCCAGAUGUGCUUUUGGCGUCACACACGACUUUGGUGCUCUGUGGAAACACAGAAAAUUUUUGAAAUCUGAUGGCAAACCUAUCUUGCAUCAUGAUAAGGUUGCUGAUCUGCUCGACGCAAUUCUGUUACCAGCUGCAAUUGCUGUAUGUAAGUGCCCUGCACACACUGGGGGCACUGAUCCCAUCUCUGCUGGAAACGCACGCGCUGAUGCUGCUGCAAAGGCAGCUGCCCUACUCCCCCUUCCCUUUGUUCCCUGCCUCUUAUCCUCCACCUCUACCCAACCUCCCUCUCCUCCCUCUGCUCUGCCUGAUCUUCAGACAUUCUCUACCCCACAGGAACGCAAGCUCUGGAUGACGAAUGGCGCCACCAGUAGCCAUGGCGUUUGGUAUGGGCCCGACGGCAAACCUUGCCUACCUAAACACUUUUUCCCUCAUUUCGCGAAGUUGACACAUGGAUUGGACCAUGUAUCAAAGGGGGGAAUGUUAGAUGCUCUUACAAAACAUUGGUACACUAAGGGAUUUUCAAUCUAUGCACAAAAAUACUGUGAAGCAUGUAUGACAUGCGCCCAACACAACCCAGGUAAGACAACUGCCAGACCACUGGCAGCUCACCCACCACCGGAACAGGCGUUUGACCAUUUAAUGCUGGACUUCAUCGAACUAACACCAGCAGAAGGUAAAAAGUAUUGUUUAGUGAUUGUUGAUAUGUGGUCAAAAUGGGUGGAGGCCUUCCCAGCUAAACAUGAUAACAGCCAUGCAGUUACCAAAGCCUUGCUGACAGAAAUAAUUCCCAGAUGGGGGAUUCCAUCUAAAAUCAGCAGUGACAACGGCUCACACUUUGCAAACCAAGCCCUAGAGGAAGUGCGAAAGUUUCUGAACAUCGACAUCAGAAAGCACUGCUCUUACCACCCCCAAAGCGGAGGGGCGGUAGAGAGAGAGAAUGGCACUUUGAAAAACAAACUGGCUAAAUGCUGCUCAGAGACUGGUCUCAAGUGGACUCAGGCUCUUCCCAUUGUGCUCUCAUACAUGAGAAUGAGGAGAAGGAUGAGAACAAACCUCAAACCGUAUGAGAUCCUAUUUGGUAGACCUCCUAUGAUGGGACUCCACCCUGAGACCAAGACUAGGAUUUUACCACCUACUGAAAUGUGCGAAGACGCAAUGCUACAGUACUGUAAGAACUUAUCCUCUGUUCUGUCCCAAAUCUCCAAACAGGUGAAAGCGGCUCUGCCCAAACAGGCGACAGAACCAUUGCACAUCAUUCAACCAGGAGACUGGGUGAUCAUUAAGGAGCUUCGCAGGAAGCACUGGAACUCAAAGCGGUGGCAAGGUCCCUUCCAGGUCCUUCUGACGACCAACACGGCUGUGAAGAUCGCAGAAAGAGCGACUUGGAUCCACUCCAGCCACUGCAGGAAGGUCCCGGAUCCGACAGACGACCCUCCAUCUACAUCUACACCACACGAGAAAACCACCACUGACGAAAAGAACUGAGAAGGACGACCCUCGCUGUGCUCACACACGCACUGAGGCGAGGUUGCGUUGACCGUUCAGCUAAAGGUGUGAGCCACGCGCCGCCUGAAGCUGCGCCGGUGAAUCACACUAUCAGACCAUACAUCUACACACACGCUCCUGAGAAAACACAUACCCUUUGCCAGGACAUUACUCUGCUCAGGCUGCGGAGUUGAUUGCACUGACCGAAGCCUGUAAAUUGGCUGAAGGGAAGUCUGUUACUAUCUAUACAGACUCCAGAUACGCUUUUGGCGUCACUGUGAUCCCUGUGAUCAGCUGAUCACAACCUGAAGAACCCCAACAAACUGUCAAGGUGUCAACAAACAGGUUGGAAACAAUCUAACGCUACUGUUCAACAGGAAGAAGAAGACAUUAAUUGUGACCCUGUUGUUUUUGAUAUGUUACUUUAAUAUUUGCUCUAAAUUAUGUGAUUGAUUUACAUGUAUACCUCUCUGUGAUUUCAUUCACUAUUCUUAAACAAAGCAUUUUAUGCUUCCACUUGAUUCACACUUACACACAAAUUUUUAUCUUCCACUGACACAAAAUGACAUUCACCAGACGAAACACGAUAAAAAUGAUUGUCAUAUCAACCAUUGCGGUGACAUGUGUGACCUUCCCGUACUUCUGGAGAACUCACACAUUUGUUCACUAUAGAUCCAAACGCGACAUUAAGGACCCUAAAGCCUGGCAGCUUGCCCAAAACUACGUAAAUCAGAACCCCACAGGGAACUUAUGGUUAGCGUACCUCAAGUACACUUCUAAAACCCUCACAAACAAUUCAUGUGUAGCAUGUGCUGUCGCCUGACCCGAUCUCAUGGCUGUGCCCACUCCCUUUAACAGCAGUGAGUGUUACAACGAGCGACAACUGCACAAUAAAGACACCGGGUGUAGAUACAAUGCGGACCCCAGCAUUCCAAGAUGUGAUCCGUCUUGCAAAAUGCGCGCCUUGCACAAUCUGGGCAAGGGUAUGGAGAUGUACAGUCCCGUCACACAUAAGAAAGUAGAGGUGGCCGACAUCAAGGUAACGAAAAAGGAGCCCGCGGCUCCCUUGUAUUACACGGUGUGUACCACGUGUCAGUUUGAAUGCUUCACCUCCAGCCUCGACGGAGGAAUAGAUGUAGGCCACUUUCCCAAUUGUCACCUGACAUGGGACGUCUCCAACGCACACGGACUUAACCCUGAAGACCAUGUGAUCCGGUUUGCGAUUCCAACUCACACCGAUGCUGCCCCUUUACCCUCAUAUACAUAUAGGAUCAAUAAUGUCUCACACGUUGCCCCAUCCUCCACCGACUUAGUCCAGCAAAGGAAGCCCUUGUCCGACAUGUGAUGGCUCUGCGGGGAUCACGCCAGGGCCACCUUACCAACCAAUUAGACCGGCACCUGUACUCAGGUAGUGUUCCUCACAGGGUGAAUACACCUUUUGCCCUCAGCUCCACAGAAACACUCACGCACCAGGCGCAGGGCUCCAGGAGGUUCCUUGGAUCCUGACCUUUACAUAGAUGCAAUAGGCGUACCACGAGGAGUGCCGGAGGAGUUUAAGGCUCGCAACGAGCAUGCGGCGGGGUGGACGAGUGCUAUACCCUUUAUGGGCCCCAUCAUAGAGGUUAACAAGAAUUCGGCCUGGAUCAACUACCUUUAUUACAAUCAACAGCGUUUCAUCAACAAAAAUGCGGGCGGUAUGAGAGGCAUGUCUGGGCAGCUGGCUCCCACGUCUCAGAUGACUUGGCAGAAUAGAAUGGCCCUGGACAUGUCGCUAGCGGAGAAAGGAGGUGUCUGCGUUAUGUUUGGAGAAGCGUGCUGUACUUUUAUCCCCAACAACACUGAUUCUAAUGGUACUGUGACAAAGGCUAUCGAGGGCCUUGAGAGUCUUAGAGACGAAUGGGCUAGAAACUCCGGCGUAGAUCCGUCCCCUUGGCGCUGGCUAGACCAAACUUUUGGAAAAUGGAAAUCAGUUUUUAUGUCGGCAAUAGUCUCGCUUAUCAUCUUCAUGGCCGUGAUCAUGUUGCUUGGUUGUUGUGUUAUUCCUCUAAUUAGGGGUCUCAUCAUGCGCGCGAUAUCAGCGGCGCUUUCGUACCAAAUGACACAAUGCACUACAUUCAGGAAUCCAGAUACCGAUUCACUCAUUAAUUCUGAUGCUGACUCUGUAGAGGAUGAUGUUGACGUUGAUAACGAGGACCACAAAGAUGACUCCGAUGAUGAUGGUAGUGACACAGAGACUGACGCCACAAUAGUUUAAAUCAACAUAUAACCCUCUUCCCAUUUUUGCUUAACUGAACGUGAUCUGAUUGAUUAUAGGCUUAUGUCCCUGUCUUUCCAAAGCUCAUACACAAGGGUUAUUCUAGUAUAACUACCCACAAAAACAGCUCAUAAUCUUUUAUCCCUACGCCAUUUACAUUUUUAUAAGUAAUACAUUUAACGAAUCAUUUUUAAAGAAUGCUUUAUUGCUAUAGAAUGAAUGCCAAGAUUGACAAUUUUUAUUCUUUUAAUGUUUGAUUAAUGUGUAAUCAAAAGGGGGAAAUGUAAUGGAAAAAUUGUACUUUAAUUGUACAUUUCUGACUCUGUAUAGCAACCAUGCAUUCUGUACUUGUUGAUUAGACCCAGAACUGAACAUUCUCAGACAGACAAUCUACAGUAUCUCCCUCUCAAGGUGACCGAUUGUUCAUGGCCUGAGUCUGCCUUUUACCCCUGGGCUCUGGCUCCUUUCUGUCUGAUGCCUCACCAGACCCAAGGCUGUAGCCUUGUUUAUUCCCUGUGUAAUAUGAACAUCUUCACCCACAGUGUGAUAAGGAGAUUCCACCAGGUCCAGGGAAAAAGGUUAAAAGGCAGAAGCAACUUGAGGAUCGUGGGCUCUUUGCAUUAUACCUCCGUGGUGUGUGCACUGAUCUCCCCAGCUGGUUUUUCUUUUUUUUUAUUUGCUUUCCCCAUUAUUUUUAUUUUAUCCUUUCUUUAUUAUUUCAAUAAAUCGCACAAAAGAACAACUCUC